ACCUCUUUUUUAGGAUAACUACAACCUAGAGGUUUAUGUUUACAAUGAGGCCAAUGAUGAUUGGUACUGUCAUCACGACUACAUCCUUGAAGCACCGCCUUUGUGUCUCGAACCCAUUCAGCACGAUCCUGGUAACGAUGAAACGGGAAAGGGAAAUCUCUUGGCUGUUGGUACAAUGGAACCUAUUAUCAAUAUAUGGGAUCUGGAUAUCAUUAACGAAGUUACUCCGGUGGUGUCUUUGGGAUCGAAGGGGAAGGGUCGAAGGAAAAAACGUGAUGGUAGAGAACAGGGACAUGCGGAUGCCGUGUUGAGCAUUGCAUGGAAUAAAUUGACCCCACAUGUUCUCGCUAGCGGAGGUGCGGAUAGGCAAAUUGUUUUAUGGGAUCUGGAUGAGGCUAAAGCGGCUCAGGCAAUCCCUGAACGCGAUGGGGAGGUACGCUUUAUCUUAAUGCUAGUGGGAAACCAAAGAAUUUUUGUCGCGGACAUAAAAAAAUUUGAAUAUAGGCCGAUUACGCGACCGUAA
This is a messenger RNA of Cylicostephanus goldi, 523 nucleotides long. The record is from the annotation of a GenBank genome assembly. NCBI's taxonomy places the organism in Eukaryota, Metazoa, Nematoda, Chromadorea, Rhabditida, Strongylidae.